AUGGAAGAGACAUCGCGUGACGAUGCUCCGCGAGCCGUGGACCCUGAUCUUAAGUGGUCCUCUCCUCCUGUAGCUCCAGAGAUCUCCCCUUCGGUUCCGCAGCUUGCCGAAGCGGAGGGCGAUAUGCCCGCAUACGGCAGGAAGGAAGACGGGGAAAGCCUCAUACUGCCAGUGCUGGGAAGUGACGCGCCAUGCAGCUUUAACGAGUUGCAGGAAAUGGGGGGUACGCCGCCUUCCGCAACUCCCCCACGUGCAGAUGCCCAGAAGACACCCUUUGGGGUCCACCGCUAUGUGCUGCUGGCAGUGUAUAUUAUAUACGUUGCUAUAAGCGCAAGAGUGCUCUUCGGGUGGCCCCAUCUGUCGAAUAUGUUGCUGGAAGAUGGUGCGUACAGCUGGCGGUGCAAGGGGGAGCCGUUGGUGGACGGGAGGCGCUAUAAAUGCUUGCGCCAAGAUUCGGCAGUGCAAACGCUGUUCACGAUCGGGGUUGGCGUUUCCUUUUCCUGUUCUUUGAUUUCGGGGAUGCUGCUGGACUGGGGAGGUCCGAAGCUGACGGCUUGUAUUGGGCAGCUUCUGUCGACCCUUGGCUGGGUGCUCCUGGCAUUUGCGAACGAAGAGCGCCAGCUGUACAUUCCCGCCAUCGUCUGCAUGGCGAUGGGCGCGGAUGCGGGGUAUUUGCCUUCGAUGAAUAUUGCAAAUCUGUUUCCUGGGUACGAGCAGCUGGUGAUCGUUCUGGUGUGUGCGGCGAUGAGCGCGAGCUUCAGCGUGUCUGCCUUCUUGGAUCUCAUUGUGCGAUCCAGUCCGUCCACGAUGAACUUUCGAAAGAUAUGCCUGCUGUAUGCAGGGGUGGGGUCGGGGCUCAGCUGCCUCCUGGCGCUGCUUUUGAUGCCUAGAAGGCAGUAUCUCGCGCAAGAGGAGCUAACGCGAGCUUUUUUGAAGCAAGCGGAAACCACCACCGCCGGGCAGAGCAGCACCCGCGACGAUGAAACUGAGUCUGGAUCAAAUGGCAGGGGACGUGGGCGAAGUGCAGAAACUGGGGAGGCUGUCACAACCUUCCGCGCGCAGCUCAUGACGCCGCAUUUUAUCAUCAUGCUUAUCUACUGGCCCUUGAAUGCCCUCUUUUACAAUUUUUAUUUGACUUCUGCAGAAAACCUGUUUGGCAAGGAGGUGAACAAUCUGAUCGGGAUCCUCGGACCGGUGUCUAUUGUGCCGUCCAUCCUGCUGGCCUUCCUGGCGGAGAAGUGGGGCGUUAUGGCGCUAAUACUUUUUAUCAUCUGCAGCGGUGUGGGCAUGUACGCGUUUGCACUCAUGCCUUUCAAGGCGGCGCACUACAUUUCCCCCGUUUUCUCCUGCCUUUACCUCUCGAACUUCAGCGGCCAAAUGUACGCCUACGUCGGCGACACCUUCAGAAGCUCGGAUUUCGGGCGGAUCGUUGGCAUCAUCAGCGUGUGCGGAGGCCUAGUGGGGUUUCUCCGCGUUCCGCUGAACGAUGAACUGACGCUGCGAUACUUCAACGCCAACUACCGAUACACCUGCGCACUUAUGCUUGGCGUCACCGUCUUCUGCCUCGGCCUGGCCCUCGUGCUUUUCUUUGUCAAAAAGAAGCGGGAGAAGGCGUAUCUGUAA
This is a messenger RNA of Cyclospora cayetanensis, 1623 nucleotides long. RefSeq lists its product as uncharacterized. Gene Ontology annotation, molecular function: transmembrane transporter activity. Lineage: Eukaryota; Apicomplexa; Conoidasida; Eucoccidiorida; Eimeriidae. The record is from RefSeq and is a predicted model, not a curated record. The transcript has a single exon. Bases 1 to 1623 code for a protein of 540 amino acids. Gene Ontology annotation, biological process: transmembrane transport.